This is a messenger RNA of Ochlerotatus camptorhynchus, 543 nucleotides long. RefSeq names its product general odorant-binding protein 56d-like. Gene Ontology annotation, biological process: sensory perception of smell. NCBI's taxonomy places the organism in Eukaryota, Metazoa, Arthropoda, Insecta, Diptera, Culicidae. The coding region runs from base 29 to 424 and encodes 131 amino acids. The record is from RefSeq and is a predicted model, not a curated record. The transcript has 2 exons. Gene Ontology annotation, molecular function: odorant binding.
UCAAACAACAACCUGUUCUCAACUCAAAAUGAAGUUCUUCGUUGCUAUCGCUGUCGUUGCUUUGGCUGCUGGUGCUUGGGCAUUAACCAUUGACCAGCAAAAGAAGGCUGAAACAUACGCUGCUGAAUGCGUCAAAUCGACCGGAGUCGCCCCAGAUACUCCAGUUAAGCUGAAGAAGGGCGAGUUUGCCGGAGCGGAUGAGAAGACUAAAUGCUUCUCGAAGUGUGUGCUGGAGAAGGCCGGUUUCAUGAACGACAAGGGUGAGGUUCAGGAGAAGACCGUCAUUGACAAGCUGUCGGUCGAUCACGACAAGUCCAAGGUUGAAGCUACCCUGAAGAAGUGCAACCAGAAGGGUGCCAAUGCCUGCGAUACCGCCUUCAAGAUGACCGAGUGCUUCUACAACACCAAGGCCGGAUUGGUCUAAAUAGAGACAUUGUGCUGUGAUUAGUGUGCGAUUAGUUUGGAUUAUGAACUGACCUGAUGAAAUUUUUGAUUAGAGUGAUUAUUUAUUAAACAAAACCUUUCCUACAAAUGAUCUUGAUU